Molecule: messenger RNA, 153 nt
Organism: Scutellospora calospora
Lineage: Eukaryota; Fungi; Glomeromycota; Glomeromycetes; Diversisporales; Gigasporaceae
Source: the annotation of a GenBank genome assembly
AAAAUGCAUAUAAUCAAGAAAAACUUUUUUCAGAAAUCUGUGAAGUAACAAAUGACUUUAUAGAAGAAAAUAUCUAUAUCUAUCCCAAAACUCCUUUAUCAACUAUUUAUGGUAAAGAAGAAGAAAACGAACAGAACCUCUGUUCUUUUCUAG